UCAAGUCGUCUGCUCCAACAGGUCAAAGGUUACAGGUCAAAGCGCAUGCCAGGUAGAGUUGUCCAUCAUGGCGGAAGAAAGUCCACAAAAACAAAGUCCUCCCGAGAAAAGUGAAGAAAUGUUGCCGGUGCUCGAGCAGACGUGCGCCGACUACUCGCUUUAUCUCGAUGUGGACACAGACAAAGAGAGGAAGAUGAUAGAAGACAGUAUAGAGGAGAUGCUGACCCAUCUAGAUGAAUUCUGCGGAGUGAUAGACAUGGUUCGAUCAGAAUCCAACCUUGCUCUAAACAAAACCCUCCCGGAGUUGUAUGAGAGGUCGCUGGAAAUCAGGAAAACGUACGAGAGGAUCGACCAACUAGAGGCUUUUGUGAAUGUAGUGAGGAGGAAUGUGAACAUGAUGGAAGAGCUGGUGAACCAGGCAGAGAGAGACUACAGCUCCCUCAACUCCAUCAAGUCACUCUUCACCAACAUCAAGAUGCCCAUCUUUGCACCAAAGAAGCCUGUAGCUCCUAAACCUGAGCAACGGAAGAAAUUUGUGCCCCCGGAGAUCUUCAAGACAGACGACUUCUUCCCACCAAAGGAAGACUCUAACCCUAACACAUCCACUGAAGAGAGGUGACGAAACAGAUGGUCAAGUCACUUCGGCUCCAGACUCUUCAGAUCAUUCAAUUUCUAAGCAAUAUUGUCUCUGUAACUUUGGCAUCUUUGCUAGAUUAAGCUAGAUUUUAAAGCAUAAUACAAUAUGUAUCUAUUAUUCCUAUUAUUCUUAGGAAUUCAUGUAUCCAGUGCUAAAUCCAUUUCAAUUCACUUCUUCGCUGCAUGUCAGUUUUCAAUGCACUUAAGGCCAUACCAAUUUAACUUGUUGGUUCUCGGAUUUUUAAAAAAUAAAAAAGAUAUGCUCAAC
Messenger RNA from Branchiostoma floridae (Florida lancelet), 904 nucleotides. Its product is annotated as biogenesis of lysosome-related organelles complex 1 subunit 4-like. The record is from RefSeq and is a predicted model, not a curated record. Bases 68 to 619 code for a protein of 183 amino acids. The transcript has 5 exons. Gene Ontology annotation, cellular component: BLOC-1 complex. Lineage: Eukaryota; Metazoa; Chordata; Leptocardii; Amphioxiformes; Branchiostomatidae.